AUGUCGCAACCAAACUAUCUCUCAAACUCUGAGAGUAAUAUUAGCAGUUACAACAACAUUGAUGACACAUCUAUGAGUUCACCAACUUCAAUACAUGCAUCAACACCAGCAUCAUCAUCAACUAUUGAAUUGUUGGCCACAACAAUGUUUAAUAAGGGACUUGAUACAUGCUCCAGUACCAUCCUGAUGUAUAAUGAAGAUGCCAAAUACGAAGAUAAGAAUCAUGUUGAUAUCAGCAACGGAACAUGCCAAGAAGACAAACAAAAGCAACAAAACCAAAGCAUGGAAGAUGGUUUCCAUACGUUUAGAAAAUUCAGUGUUCCAUUCAUUGAAGGGAUUAAAUUCUCAGCACAGGAUGAUGAAGAAUGUGAUUUCAAGUUGAUUGGAAAGGAAUACAAGUAUUCAUUAUUUGAUGGGAAGGAUCAUUCGGCCAUGUAUGAGAGAUAUAGACCCAGAUAUCCACCUGCUCUUUUCGAUAAGAUGAUCAUGCCCAAGCUGGAAGGAUUCGCUUCUAAAGUUGUUGUGGAUGUUGCAUGUGGACCAGGUAAUGCAACCUUUGAUUUGGCCAAGAGAUGUGAUUUUGUUAUUGGAGCUGAUAUUUCACAAGCACAGAUUGAUAAAGCAGAGAGGAUUUUAGGAGAACAUCGAGAUGAAUUUCCAAAUCUCAUAUUUGAUUGUGCAUGUGCUGAGAAUCUUACAGAUCUAGUGGAAAAGCAUCGAUCGACUUUGAAGAAAUAUCAGCAUGAAGUUUCUCAUUCAACAUGUGAUGAUGAGAAUAAUAGUAAUAAUCAACAACAGGAAGAGGAGAAUUAUGAAUUUUUUGAUUUGAUCACAGUUGCAUGUUCAUUGCAUUGGUUUGAUUUUGAAAAGUUCUUUGCUCAGGCAGAUAAAGUCCUCAAGAAGGGAGGUUAUCUGAUUGCAUGGACCUAUUUUCUCAAUACAUUUUCGAAUGAGAAGGCAGAGCAGAUUAUUACUGAUUUUUAUAAUAGUGAUGAAUUGAAAUCUUGUUGGACACCUAGGAAAACAUUCUUGGAUCACAAAUAUAGAAAUAUUCCAUACGUUCCAUAUGAGGAUAAUAUGGAAUUUGUUACCUUUACCUACUCUUCACAAAUACCUUUGGGAGAUUACAUUGGGUUUUUGAAAACUUUGAGUGUAGUUCAAAAGUAUGGAGACAUGUAUGGAAUUGAAAAGAAGGAUCAAUUCAUGUCACGUCUAACUGCUCAACUCUCUGAAGCUUUGAAUAUUCACAGUGAAGAAGAACUGAUGGAAUUCAGUUUACCAUUCGUUUUCCUCGUAACUAGAAAACACACCUAA
Molecule: messenger RNA, 1314 nt
Organism: Naegleria gruberi
Lineage: Eukaryota; Heterolobosea; Eutetramitea; Acrasida; Naegleriidae
Exons: 1
Coding region: 1-1314 (437 amino acids)
Source: RefSeq, a predicted model, not a curated record